Molecule: messenger RNA, 930 nt
Organism: Galendromus occidentalis (western predatory mite)
Lineage: Eukaryota; Metazoa; Arthropoda; Arachnida; Mesostigmata; Phytoseiidae
Product: GATA-binding factor C
Exons: 4
Coding region: 247-930 (227 amino acids)
Biological process (GO): positive regulation of transcription by RNA polymerase II; negative regulation of transcription by RNA polymerase II
Cellular component (GO): nucleus
Molecular function (GO): DNA-binding transcription factor activity, RNA polymerase II-specific; zinc ion binding; RNA polymerase II cis-regulatory region sequence-specific DNA binding
Source: RefSeq, a predicted model, not a curated record
GGUGCAGACUGCUGCUCUUGCUUUGGUUGUGGUGGUGCUGUAUUUGUUGCUGAUGCUGCUGAUGUUUGAAGCACUAGUGCUGUAUACGGUGUUUUGUUGUGGAGGCUGCUUGUCGAAGUACGCGUUUCCUCCUCAUGCUGUGGUGGACUGUGCGUGUUGUGCCGUAAUUGUGCUUCUGACGACAGAGCACCUCUGAUUCAAAUAAAAGCCGAGGAUCAGGAGAUCCGACCCGAUGUUGAGUGCGUUAUGUGUGGCGCGACCCACUCGUCCCAUUGGGCCGUCGAUGAGGGCGGGAAUACUCUGUGUAAAAUGUGCGCUCAGUGCGCGCCCCCUCGGAGUGAAUCCGAUUGGAAUUCUCGCGAGAAACGCAACGGAGGAUCUGCGGGUAUGGUUUGCCACAACUGCAACACGACAACCACGACACUAUGGCGGAGGAACAUCGAGGGUUUCCCCGUCUGUAAUGCAUGUGGCCUCUACUAUAAGCUGCACAAUACGAACCGACCGCUGGCUCUCAAGAAGAAGGACAUUCAAACUCGUCGCCGGAAAAGCGGUGGAGGUCAACUGAAAAAGAAAGAUCUCCCAGCUUCUUCGGGCAUCAUCAAUGUCGGCGGUGGAAGUUCCCUCGGAGACCGGGUCCCUCCUAUUCUAAAUCCCUCACUCCUCACGGCCUCCAUGGGAGCCGCUUGGCAGAUGCUCGGACAGAAUAUGGCGUUGCAGACAUCAUUGCAGAAUCUGAAUCAGAGCCUCCAGAUUCGGCCCAUAUCGAGUCCGCAGCCCUCACAACAAAGACAGCUCAUGGUCCAAGUCGCCGGCAAUCAGACUCCGCAACACAGUCGAAGUCAAUCUCCAUCAGACAGACUCGUUAUUGCCAUGCCUUCAAACAGUCAAUCCGCGCUGAGUAUAUCGCAGUCUUCAAACGAAGAUCUAUGA